GGGAAGGGGAGAGGCGGGGCCCGGGGCCGGCCUGAGCCUCGGCCCGGCGGGCUCGGAGACGUCUGGCAGGCCGCGGGCGGCUCAGGCUAGCGGCGCUGCCUGGCGUCGGGCCGGAGAGCAGCCGUUCCGGAGGAGGGCGACGACGGGAGCCGCUGCCGGAGUCAGGUGAUGAGCCCACUGUCCCUGCAGAAGGGAGCCCCCAGGAGAUGGCCACCAAAUCGCUGCCCAGCCUGCUCACUUUCCUGUGUGGCUCCGCGGUGGGCUUCUUCCUGUGCUAUCAGCUCCUGCACAUCCUCCUGGAGAAGCCGGCCGAAAUCCAGCCUCACAUUCUCCAUAAUGAUCCGCAUGCCAGGCACUCAGAGGACGUUGGCCAUGGGCACCUCGAAGGCCAGAUGGACUUCGGUGCAGACAUCAGCCAGCACAGAGAUGAGGAUAAGCGCAUGGCCGAGGAGCUCUACCGCAAGGUCAGGGUUCUCUGCUGGGUCAUGACGGGGCCUCAGAACCUCGAGAAGAAGGCUAGGCACGUCAAGGCCACGUGGGGCCAGCGCUGUAACAAGAUCCUGUUCAUGAGCUCAGAAGAGAACAAGGACUUCCCCACCGUGGGGCUGGACACGCGCGAGGGCCGCGACCAGCUCUACUGGAAGACCAUCAAGGCCUUCCAGUAUGUGUACGAACACUACCCAGAUGACGCCGACUGGUUCAUGAAGGCCGAUGACGACACCUACGUCGUCCUGGACAACCUGCGCUGGCUGCUGUCCCGGCACGACCCUGCCAAGCCCAUCUACUUUGGGCGACGCUUCAAGCCCUACGUGAAGCAGGGCUACAUGAGCGGGGGCGCUGGUUACGUGCUCAGCAAGGAGGCCCUCAGGAGGUUUGUGGAGGCCUUCAGGACCAACAGGUGCUCACAUAGCUCCUCCGUGGAGGACCUGGCACUCGGCAAGUGCAUGGAGACCAUUGGCGUGGAGGCCGGAGACUCGCGGGACCCCAGUGGCAAGGAGACCUUCCACCCCUUUGUCCCCGAGCACCACCUCAUCAGGGGCUACCUGCCCAAGACCUUCUGGUACUGGAACUAUAACUACUACCCUCCUGUCGAGGGCCCAGGUUGCUGUUCAGACCUUGCUGUUUCCUUCCACUAUGUCGACUCUACCACUAUGUAUCAGCUGGAGUACCUCGUGCAUCACCUGCGUCCCUACGGUUAUUCCUACAGAUAUCAGCCAGUCUUUCCUGAGGCGCCAGCCAAGCAAACAAGCGAGGCCAACAAAAAACAAGACCCACAAGAGAAAUUAGGAAACCGGUAGAGAGGGAACCCUCCUGAGUCGAAGGAGGCAAGAUAGGGCCCACGCCCCAGCAGCAGCGCAGGCAGGAGAGCUCUUUGGACACUGGGAGCCUGCCAAGGAAUCCAUUUUAAAUGGAUGUGCCACCUUCUGUAGGAAGCAGGGACAGCAGCUGUGGAAUGUGCCAGACUGCUGGUACAGGGAUGGAUGUAUGGAUGAAUGGAUGGAUAGGUGGGUGGAUGGAUGGAUGGGUGGAUGGAUGGAUGGAUGGGUGGAUGGGUGGAUGGAUAGAUGGGUGGGUGGGUGGAUAGGUGGAUGGAUGGAUGGAUGAAUGGAUGAGUGGCUGCUCAGAUGGAGAUGUAAAGGAUUUGUAUUUCCCAAACUAAACACCCCCAUUUGUUGGCAGCUGGGAGACAGCCUGAGUAAAAGAGUUUGCUUUUGCCUCAGACCCCUCCAUCCUCCGUAUGUCUGUCAUGGAGGGAGGUUGGCACCCAGGCUCCCUGUGUGCUCCUGGAAGCAGCGGGUCUGGGGUGGGGAGGGGGCUUCUUCUAUUCCAAUCCAACCUGCCUUAAAGAGGAGAGCCCUUCUGAGGACGCAGGAGCUUGCUGCUGCUGCUUCUCUGGCCCCAUCAGGCUUUGAGCUUGUCUCUGCUCCAUGAAUGAGAAAAGUGCGGGACCCUGCAGACCGUGGCAGCUCUUCCUAGCACAGACCUCACCAUGGCUGGCUCCGGAGGAAGGUGACCCGGAUGCCUUGUCCAGGAUCCAACCGAAGACACCUCCCUUCCACCAGCCUGGUGUGGUGCAGGUGCUCCAUCCAUACCACUCUUGUCCACUGUCCAUCCCCAGCCUGGCCUGUCUGAAAGCCUCACAGACCUGGCUUUGCCCUGAUUCUGCCUGCCUUCUCCCACACGCCCUUGGUCUUCUGUGAAUGCCCCUUUUCCCAGUGUUUCCAGAAGAGGACCUUGAGUAAAACAUCGCACCAGGCGAUUGUCAGUCAGAUGGGCUGCUCUCCUCAUGUCCUGAGGGGACCCUCCCAGUGGUCUGUCAAGAGCAUGGCCAGCCACCAUCUAGGGAGGGACCCCAGGAUCUCCCAAGUCCCAUCUGGCUUCCAGAAUCAUCUUUUCACUGGCAGGGGUUGGAGGAAGAGGGGCUCAAUAAAGGAGGGGCCACCUGACUCUGGGCCCUGUGCCUCCCUGGAGUGGGCUUUUGGGCCAAGGUUUUUAAGUGACUCCGACCACUAAGACUCCGGGGCAGGGCCAGCCCUGAUGCUUCUUCCCCUGGAGAGCCAGGAGGCACCUGGGCCUAGCUUCCCUGCCCCCAUGGUGUGUUUAGGUUCUUUUAUGGGGGGUGGGGGCUCUGCCCAGACUGGGAGUGCCCUGUGGCCCCCACCUUCUAGGUGACUGGUCCCCUGAGCAGAGCCAAGCACUUUUAGGGCUCCUCUCUACAGAACCGCUCAGCACUUGGGAAUGAUUGUCAGUGGAAAUGGAUGGAGAGAGAUUGGGGAGGAGGGGGUAGAAGGCUGACACCUCCCAUCCCAGGGAGGCAGGGUGCAGAGGCCUCCUCCUGUGGCCAGUGACAUCCAGAGAGCAGAGUAUCAUGGGAGGCCAGCUCCCCAAAGGCAAACCCAGGCAGUGUUUUUGUUCCUCUGUCCAGUAUGGAUCGCUAGGAUGAAGGUCACCCUUGCUCAAACCCUCAGCCAAGUCUCCCAUGAAAGGUUCCUGUGAUCUGUGCAGACACAUUCCGGGUUAAAGCAACAGGCUGUAACCUGAGAUACUUAAAUGAGCAUGAGAAUCCUUCCCCCAGCCUCCUGCCAGCUUGUGGGGGCAUUCCACAACUUUGUAAAGCCCCUACUGGGUGCAAGGCAUUGCCCUCCGUGCUAGGGGAGGCUUCUUGAGAUCCCAUCAGCCUCCAGCCCAGCUGAGGGCUACAUUCAUGACCUGCCGGGACAUUUCCCAGCUCUGACUUUAGGGCCAGCAGAUGGUGGAAUUAGUGACUUCCUCUGAAGGAGGAGGGCAGGCAGUGCCCAGGAAAUGGCAGGGGGCUAGCAGAGUCCAGGAGUUUCCUCACAGGCCCGCAGAAGCAGGUGUUUCUCUUUCCACCACUGGGUCCCCAGGAUCCCUAUUCUGCCUCAUUCUCCUGAGGGUGCCUUUGGGCUCGGAGCGAUGUCCUAGCCCUUCCUGGCCCAUGCCUGAAAGUCCAGAUGCUCACUAAUGUCUGCUCCCUAUGUCUGGCUUUGGGCAGCUGUUGAUUGGGGGUAGUCACUGUGUCUGCCUCCGGAAUAGCAUCCAAGGGUUUCAGGGGCUCCCAGAGCAACCAUCCAGGGACAGGAGGGGCUGGAGCACAAGGGCUUCCUGUGGCCUAAAGACUGGACUCUGGAGGCUGUGUUACUUGGGCUGGGGGGCAGGUAACAGCCUUAUUCCUCCCUCCCUGGAGCAGUCAGAGAAAGCCUUCCUGUCUGCCCUCUGUCUCGUCUCCAGGCUUCGUCAGGAAGGGGUUUGGAGACCCGACACCACGGUAUCCAGCGUGCCAGGGGCUUAGCUUCUGGAAUGAGAGGGGAGGAUAUCCCAAGCAGGGGAGGAAGCUGCCCUUCGUACUUUCCCUCCUGGCCUGGCCUGGAAUGGAUGGAGAGGGGCAAUGCUCUUUGUAAACCCGUGUUCCUGAAGUGCCUUUUGGAUGGUUGUGGUUCUUUUAAAUCCAUGAAUUUAAACCAAGAAUUGCACAAAAAUAAACAUGAAUGGCCAUCUCCUAA
Messenger RNA from Trichosurus vulpecula (common brushtail), 4022 nucleotides. It is a transcript of the gene C1GALT1, whose product is annotated as core 1 synthase, glycoprotein-N-acetylgalactosamine 3-beta-galactosyltransferase 1. Gene Ontology annotation, molecular function: N-acetylgalactosaminide beta-1,3-galactosyltransferase activity. The coding region runs from base 207 to 1298 and encodes 363 amino acids. NCBI's taxonomy places the organism in Eukaryota, Metazoa, Chordata, Mammalia, Diprotodontia, Phalangeridae. The transcript is spliced from 4 exons. The record is from RefSeq and is a predicted model, not a curated record. Gene Ontology annotation, cellular component: membrane.